This is a messenger RNA of Miscanthus lutarioriparius, 1191 nucleotides long. Lineage: Eukaryota; Viridiplantae; Streptophyta; Magnoliopsida; Poales; Poaceae. The record is from the annotation of a GenBank genome assembly.
AUGGCGGCGCCGUCGGCACGCGCACCGCCGCAGCUGCCGGGCGAGAUCGUCGAGGACAUCCUCAUCCGCUUCCCACCCGACCACCCCGCGCACCUCCGCCACCGGGAGCCCCCCGUGCUGAGGCUCGUCGCCAACCUCGCUGACACCGGCGGCGCCGCCCGCUUUGUCGCCACGCGCUGCGCAUUCCGCCCGGCCCGUGCCGACCGCCACGGUUACCGCGCGCACGACGCCCGCCACGGCCGCGUCCUCCUCAACCAGAUACCCGCGCCCCAGGACAAGGAGGACUCCGCCCUCGCGGUCUGGGACCCCAUCGCCGGUGCGGAGCUGGAACGCCGCCGUGCUCUGCGCCGCCCCCGACUGCGUCCACCUCGACUGCCGCCCCGGCCACUUCCUCGUCGCCUUCGUCGGCAUCGACGCCAACGAGAUGUUCGCACACGUCUACUCUUCAGAGUCCGCCGCGUGGAGCGAGGCAACACCGCAAAUCUCCCAGGUGAUGACCAACUCGACGUUGCCUUGCCCGGCGUUCUGGCCCGCGACGCGCUCUACUUCCUGCUCCACACGGGGACCAGGAUACUCAAGUGCGAUCCGGCCACGCGGGAGAUGUCCGUGGUUCACCUACCGUAUAUGCGCUCAUAUGCUCCGCGCAUCGUGCUCAUGACAAUGGAGAACGGUGAGCUGGGAUUUGCGCAGGUGGACUUGAAUUGUACACUCAGACUCUGGUCCAUGAAGAUUGGUCCUGAGCAGGGGGGAGAUGCAGGAUUGUGGGUGAUAAGCAGAGCCAUCGACCUCAAGAUGCAGCUCACUACUCGUACGCAGCUCCCUGCUCAUGAUGCCCUCAGCUUCGGUGUCUCACCUUGUGUGGUGGUUGACUUUGCGGACGGCGCUGACGUCAUCUUCCUCAAAACGGAUGAUGGUCUCUACUCUUUUGAUCUCAAGUCUGAUCUGGCCGUGAAGGUUUACAUGGGCAGUGGCUUCUAUGACAUCAUUCCCUACGUGAGCUUCUACACUCCAGUGUUACGAGUUGCCACCACAGGUGAGGGACCGAGUGAAGGCCGCUUCAACUGCUUGACAGACCUAAGGCUUGGACAGCAAGAGAAGAAGGUGUUGAUAGGUCAACAAGAUUGCAGAGAGAUGAAGGAUUCAGGAACAUAUGUUCAGGACAGCAUGCUCGGGCCAGGUGUUGGUAUCUGA